This is a messenger RNA of Mytilinidion resinicola, 3264 nucleotides long. RefSeq names its product alkaline phosphatase-like protein. Gene Ontology annotation, biological process: GPI anchor biosynthetic process. NCBI's taxonomy places the organism in Eukaryota, Fungi, Ascomycota, Dothideomycetes, Mytilinidiales, Mytilinidiaceae. The record is from RefSeq and is a predicted model, not a curated record. The transcript is spliced from 9 exons. Gene Ontology annotation, cellular component: endoplasmic reticulum membrane. Bases 109 to 2943 code for a protein of 944 amino acids.
CGCCGUGUUCCCCAUGGCACCUCAAUGCUCUGGAAGCUUAACGACCCCAUAAAAAUCACCACAAUGCCGAUUGUUGUGUAGCAAAAUCCUCCGUCUUCAAGCGCUAAGAUGGGAGUCCGCGCAGACUCGCUGUUUCUCACAGCAGCGAACCUAAUUCUUCCUACGUCUAUUCUAAUAUUUGCUACGGCUUUCUUUCCCUAUAAGCCCUUUUUACCCGGUCUUGCAAAAUAUGAGGACACUAGAUAUGGAGCGCCACCAGAGGCUCCGUUCGACAAGGUCAUCUUCAUGGUCGUUGAUGCUCUUCGAAGUGAUUUCGUGUAUUCAGAGAAGUCAGGAUUCAAGUUCACUCAAAGUCUCAUUUCUUCUGGCGCAGCCAUCCCCUUCACCGCCCAUGCCACCUCUCCCACCAUUACCAUGCCUCGCGUGAAGGCCAUCACGACUGGCUCUAUACCGUCCUUCCUAGACGUGAUCCUCAACUUCGCCGAGUCCGACACGACGUCUACUCUCGCACACCAAGACACCUGGCUGGCCCAAUUGAAGGCAAAGGAGGGCGGAAAACUAGUCAUGUACGGCGAUGACACCUGGCUCAAGCUGUUUCCAGACACUUUUAGCCGCGCCGAUGGGACGUCGAGCUUUUUCGUUUCGGUCAGUGGCGCUUGCGGCAAUCCCCGUGUAUGUAGAGCCGUAGAACUGAGACACCAAUGGCAGGACUUUACAGAGGUUGACAACAAUGUGACCCGGCAUGUCCCCGGAGAACUUCUGAAUAGUGAUUGGAAUGCUAUGAUCAUGCACUACCUAGGACUUGACCAUAUUGGACACAAGGCCGGUCCUAACAGUCCCAAUAUGAUCCCAAAGCAAAUCGAAAUGGACGGAAUAGUCCAGCAAAUCUACGAAGCUAUUGAAGGUGAGACUCACCUUGAAAACGCUCUAUUCGUCCUCGCCGGAGAUCAUGGUAUGAACGAUGGCGGCAAUCAUGGCGGAUCUGCCCCUGGGGAAACAUCACCUGCUUUGGUCUUCAUAUCACCCAAGUUGAAGAUGAUUACACCUGGAGUAGAAUGUCCGACGACGCCAAGCCAGGACUUUGACUACUACACUAAGGUUGAGCAAUCUGAUAUUGCUCCGACCUUAGCUGGAUUGCUCGGAUUCCCUGUUCCUCUGAAUAAUCUAGGAGUCUUCAUCCCCGACCUCUUGCAGUUCUGGGAUAAAGGCGUCGAUCGCGCUCAACUUCUCCUUGGCAACGCAAGACAGAUCAAUACUAUAGUCAAGGCCACUUUCCCCAGCUCUGAUUUUGAGCAUGACCCGAGCGUUUUUCUGUCAGCUUGCACUGGCCUAUCGACCGGCGAUGAGCUAGCGUGCGAUUGGAAAAGAAUCCUUCAAAUUGUGGCAGCAUACAACGAGGAAUUCAUUGCCGAUGUGGGCCUCAAUCAUCUCCUCGAAUUCUGCAGAAAGGCACAAGAUGUAAUGAGCAGCACCGCCAGCAACUACGACGUCUCGCGCCUUAUCAUAGGAUGCUCUAUUGCGUCCGUCUCCGUCGUCCUCACACUUCUUUCGAUGAUGAGGUCAUUGUCUAAGCCCAACUCGACCGGUGUUUUCUUCGCCCUUUACGUACUACUAUAUGGCAUCAUGAUGUUCGCGAGCAGCUAUGUGGAAGAAGAGCAACACUUCUGGUAUUGGGCUACCUCGGCCUGGUUCUUCUACCUCUUUAUCUAUAGAUCCCGAAAGAAAGAGCAAGAGUCCUUCGCCCUGCACCCGGCACUCAUGCUACUCAUAUGUGUCCGCAUUAUGCGCCGCUGGAACCAGACAGGCCAAAAGUACGCCGGCGCGCCUGACAUCGUUCACAGCGACUUCCUCAACAACCCGUUGAUGCUAUGGAGUCUCAUCGGCGCAACAUAUCUCGCGACCACGCUUCGCUUAUCUCGACAAGUAGCAAGAUCUGUCUCCGAAUCCGAAGAUGACUCUGAAAACGGCAUUUCCGAAGCCCAUAAGUUAAUUGGCGCUCUUGUGAUGAUGCCACUAGGAUUCACAGCUUUCCUCUUCAAGCUUGGUUUCACAGCGAAAGAUGCGCCCGAGCUAGUUGAGGGGAUGACUAGCGCGUUACUAGACUGGGUGGACAGUUUGUCCCUCGUUGCGAUCUCAAGAGCCAUAUUCUGGGGGAUCGGAGGAAGCCUUCUCUGGCUUACUAUCAACGAGUGGAGAAAAUCGAGGGCGAGGAAGGGUGCACGGGGAAGUGGGAGUCUCGCUGCCUCUCUAUUCGACUUCCUAAGCCUCUUCCUAAUUACUCAAACUCGAGCACAAAACAUCCCCCUUUACCUCCUCUUCCGCGCGAUGCUUUUCUUCCUCGCACACCUCGGCCUCACACCCACCCAGAUAACGCUUUCCACUCUUGUUCUCUCCCACGUCUCUUUCUUUGCCCUUGGGAAUAGCAACGCCAUCUCCUCCAUUGACCUCUCAAACGCUUACAACGGCGUCUCGGGUUACAACGUCCUCGCCGUCGGCUUCAUGCUCUUCGCCUCAAAUUGGGCAGGGCCAAUCUACUGGGCCAGCUACGGGACUCUACUCCUCUCGGUUCACGAUAGCGACAUCGCCGAAGCUAGUCAGACUCACGAACAACAAGACAAGAAAAUCAAAUCAUGGGUCGCUGCUGAGCGCCAGCAGUUGCAUAGUUUAGCUGUUGCAACCUCGACGCCUAAUAAGAAUGAGAAGGUGGGGGAAAAUGCGAGCGGGGAAGAGAGAUUGUUCUUCAACCAUCUAGCCCUCUUGACGCUAUUUACGGCUACGGGUUUGCUGGCAGUGCAGGUCGCUUGCACGGUGCUUCGCACGCAUUUAUUUAUCUGGACGGUGUUUAGUCCGAAGUAUCUGUACGCGAUGGCGUGGGGCCUGGCUUUUCAUUUGGGGAUUAAUGUGGGGUGGGGCAGUGUGGUUUGGUGGGUUGGACGAUGGUGAAGAGAGUUGGGAUCGAAGGCAGAAGAUGGAGAAAAGGCUGCGUCUUACAUAUGCGCGCAUUGCUGUAAGAGGAGGGUUUGAAAGUUUGUUAUAGUAGGGCCCUUGGAGCUUAUGGCCAAGGCAAUCAAGACACUCAUUCAUUAACACUGCAGCUGAACGGUUUAUUCGGAGGCGGAUUCUACAACUCAUCGCUUAUAAGAGUGUCUGAAAACCUGAAACGCGACGCUGCGGGAGCUAUGUCGAGCUAAAUCACGAGUUUUAUGGACAGCGUCGAUCUGCUCAUAUUCCUAGCACCGCAACGAAACACCAUGGAACCCUGAG